AUGGAGGUGCGCAACGGCAUCUUCCAAGGGGAUGCUCUAUCCCCUACCCUCUUUGUCCUAAGCGUAGCACCUAUCAGCUACGCCUUAGACAAGAGAGUCAGACCUGUGCGCUCAGCCUCAGACUGGCAGGCUGGCUAUGGCUUCGAAAUGGGACACCACUUUUACAUGGAUGACCUAAAGCUGUAUGCUAGGAACUCAGAAGACCUCGAUCGACAAGUGCAGAUCGUGUCCGAGGUGUCAGAAGCAAUUGGAUUGCAGCUAAACCUCAGCAAGUGCACGAAGCUGCACUAUGCCCCCCAUGACAGAACAGCUGAGGCAACGACUGUGGCAGGGUCGCUGGAGGUAUUGAAGUAG
This is a messenger RNA of Anisakis simplex (herring worm), 354 nucleotides long. The record is from the annotation of a GenBank genome assembly. NCBI's taxonomy places the organism in Eukaryota, Metazoa, Nematoda, Chromadorea, Rhabditida, Anisakidae.